This is a messenger RNA of Emys orbicularis (European pond turtle), 1567 nucleotides long. RefSeq names its product coenzyme Q5, methyltransferase (gene COQ5). Gene Ontology annotation, molecular function: methyltransferase activity. The record is from RefSeq and is a predicted model, not a curated record. Lineage: Eukaryota; Metazoa; Chordata; Testudines; Emydidae. Gene Ontology annotation, biological process: ubiquinone biosynthetic process. Bases 1 to 954 code for a protein of 317 amino acids. The transcript is spliced from 7 exons.
AUGGCGGCCUCCAUUGGCGCGGUUGCCUGUAGGGCUCUGCACAGCCGCCGCCACGGGAAGUUGCUGUCUAUAGGUCGGGGGCUCUUCAGUGGGGCGCGGUGCCUUGUCGCGGAGGGGGAGACGCACUUCGGGUUCCAGAAUGUGUCGGAUACGGAGAAAGGGGAGAAAGUUUACCAUGUAUUUGAAAGUGUGGCCAAGAAGUAUGAUAUAAUGAAUGAUUCAAUGAGUCUGGGGGUUCAUCGGCUCUGGAAAGAUAUCCUGCUGCAUCAAAUGAACCCUUACCCAGGAACUCAGCUGUUAGAUGUUGCUGGAGGGACAGGUGACAUCGCCUUUCGGUUUAUCAAUUAUGUUCGUUCCCAGUGGGAGCACCAGAUCAAACAGAAACUGAAAUCCCAUCAGAAUUUAUCAUGGCAGGAAAUCUCUAAGAGUUACCAGGAAGAGGAACUUAAAUUGCCAGGAGGUUCCCAAGUGGUGGUCUGUGACAUUAAUAAGGAAAUGCUAAAGGUUGGAAAGCAGAAAGCACAACAUCUUGGCUACUCUGAAGGCUUGUCCUGGGUGGUUGGGAAUGCUGAAGAGCUGCCCUUCAAUGACAACAAGUUUGAUGUUUACACAAUUGCCUUUGGAAUACGGAAUGUAACUCAUAUUGACCAGGCACUUCAGGAGGCAUAUCGUGUGCUGAAACCAGGAGGGAGAUUUCUGUGUCUGGAAUUUAGUCAAGUCAACAACCCCCUUAUUUCCAGGCUCUAUGACUUGUACAGUUUCCAGGUUAUCCCUGUUCUGGGUGAGAUUAUUGCUGGAGAUUGGAAGUCCUACCAGUACCUUGUGGAAAGCAUCCGACGCUUUCCAGCCCAGGAAGAAUUCAAGGCAAUGGUUGAAGAGGCAGGUUUUCUGAAGGUGGAAUAUCGAAAUCUAACAUCAGGCAUUGUAGCCAUUCACUCAGGUUUCAAACUGUGACCCUCCUACUUUGCAAGCUCUUGAAGGAUAAAGGGUAUUUCCCCUGAGGAAGCUAAAAGCUUUGCAACUCCAAAAACUUCACUGCCAAGACAGACUGAGGGGAGGGGAAGACCUGGUGUCUCUGCAGAAUCUAAAGCUUCAGAUUUUGGGUUUCUGAAAAGUUGAAAUUAUGUUCUUACAACCAGACCAGGACCUGGAAUCCCUCUGCCAAUUAGGUAUUUAUGUAAGUAUGGGUAAAGUGAUUCCUUGAUGCCUGGCAUGUGCUUACUCUCAACUGAUUACCACUUUCCCAAAACCUCACAGACCGUGACUUUUGUAUUGAACUUGGUUAGUACAUAUAUUUAUCUUCUAAAGUACAGUGUGAGGAUAUGGCAAAAAUCACACUUAAGACUUAUCUAAGCUUGACAGCAUAUACUCCAUACACCAGUAAUAGAACGGAUUGAAGGUAGACAUGGACCAACUAGCCUUCAAACAAGGUAUCACCCUAUAUUGUAUUGAAGUAAUGACUCUAGUUCAAGGUGGGUAUGGAAAUGUAGGCAACACCUAAAAUUACAAAUGUGUGUGACAUGUAGGGUUUUGUGUAUUUAUUUUAAAGAUCUUAUUAAAUUUUAUA